UUGACAACUGAAGAGUGAAUUCCAAAAUCAAAAUAGGAGCAACAUUCUACACACACACACCUUCAAAAUGAGGGGUGUUCAGGUUUUUUAAAUGCAAAAUUGAAAGAAAUACGUCAAGUUGAUAUUGACCAAAUUUUGACCGUAUCACCCUUUAUUAUCGAAAAAUGUCCAAUCAGAUUCGAAGUGUCUAUGUGGAUAAUGUUUAAUUAUUUCCACGUAUACCAGAUGAUCUAAGUUCUCCAAAUCGUCCUGCAGUUCAGAUGAUUUGUUUUACUAGAUCAACAAAGACUGGUAUAAUAUCUGUAGUAUCGGAAUAUCGAUAUGGAAAUUCUAGAACAUUUGACAUACACGGAAAUAGGUUGGCAUGAUCCACAUAGACACUGCAAAUUUGUUUGGACAUAUUUCGAUACUACAGAUAUUGAAUUAGUCUUGGGUGAUCUAAUAGAAAAAUAAUCUGAUCUCCAGAAUGAUUUCAGAACCUAUAACAUCUUGAAUACGUAGCAAUAGGUCGGACACGAUCCACAUAGACACUUUGAAUCUGUUUGGACAUAUUUCGAUACUACAGACAUUAUAGCAGUCUUGGUUGAUAUAGUAGAACAAAUCAACUGAACUACAGGACGAUUUGGAGAACCUAGAAUAUCCGGUAUACAUCGCAAUUACUCGCACAUAUACGGUUCGUUUAUGAUUUGACAACUAUAAAUGCUAUGUUCAUAUUGGAAAAAAGGAAAAUGUCUCACAUUGGACAGACCUCGGGGAAUUUCCGUGUAAGUCCGGUGUGACUUAUAGAAUUGAGAUCAUUUCUCGAUUAUUUGUAGGGUGUUUGGUUUGAACCGGUAAAAAUGAGAGCCAAAUGAAAAACAAAAUUGAUGAUAGCAAAAUAAUCCGGUACGGAAAGGUUACAAUGAAUUCCAAAAUUUUUGUGACAGCACAUCAGCCCAUUGGCGAUUCUCGCGACAUCAUUUAAUGUUUCCGCGAUUUUCGCGACUGAAAGUUCAAAUCCGCGAAAUUCGCUAAAACCGCGCCUGUUGUAACAGCCCUGGAUAUGGUUAUCAGAGACACAAUAGACCGCUCUUUGGAAGCUUCUGGUUACUCCAGCCCAGUCGUGCCGAUUCCCGCCAGUGUCAGCAUAGUCGUCCUGGACCUGUGGCUGGAUAUGAAUCAGGAGUCUUCCACCUUGCCUCUACAAGCAAGUACAAUCAAUAUAUUGACUAUUCACUGCCUGAUGCCGAUCAAAUGUUCAGCAAUUCUGACUAUGUUAGUCAUUGAUGCCUCUGUAACUCCCAAUCCUGGAAACCCGGAACGCGCCGUAGAAAGCCCCAUGGAAGCCCCCAAUCCCUCCGUCUCAGUCCUGCCAUCAGCAGCCUUCGUUCAUCAUAGUCGUUCCGGACCUGCUGUCGGAUGUGGAGAGGGGGUCUUCCAACCCACUCACUAUGGCGAGUGUCCAAUGAGGCUUGAUGAUGGUCAGUUAUUGCCUGAUGUAUCUGGGAUUUCCCGGGAGAGCAGUCGUUCGAUUCCUUGCCGCAAGCAGGACGUCGUGAUCUUCUACCAAAACGCCGGUGGAAUGAAUUCUGAUGUUGAAGAGUACCGCCUAGCUGGAUCGGAUCGUUGCUACGAUAUAACUGUCCUGUGCGAAACGUGGCUCGAUUAUCGAACGCCUUCCAGUCAAGUCUUCGGUCCUGACUACGAGGUCUUUCGUUGCGAUCGGAAUCCUAACAACAGCCGUAAAUCUACUGGUGGAGGUGACCUUGUAGCUGUCCGUAGCGGGUUGGAGGCAAAGGCCAUCGAGAACGAUUCAUGGAACUAUGUGGAGCAGGUUUGGACAGCCAUCAAUCUGGGUGAUCGCACACUAUUUUUAUGCGCUCUGUACAUUCCACCUGAUCGAGUCCGCGAUAAUGAACUCAUCGAUACUCACUGUUGGUCAGUUUUCACAGUUAUCGAAAGUGCCACUCCAGUUGAUGAGGUAUUCAUUUUUGGUGACUUCAAUCUGCCAGGCGUUUCGUGGAGUCCAUCUCAUAGCGGAUUCCUGUACCCAGAUCCUGAUAGCUCUACAUUUCACGCAGGAGCUAUUAGCCUUCUCGACAACUACAGCGCAGCGACGCUUUCUCGAAUUAACCAUGUAGUUAACGAAAAUACUCGUAGGGCUCCAUCAAUUUCCUCGGCUCCUUAUGCACUAACUAAGCUAGUUCCACAUCACCCUCCUCUAAUUGUCACUGUUGAGGACAAACUCGUGCGUGAUUUCGACGACUAUCCUGCUAGGGUUUCUUAUGACUUCCGUAAAGCUGACCACCGUAGCAUCAUAGAUGUAUUGUCUAGCAUGGUAUGGGAGAACAUCCUUGAUCCAGAUGACGUUGAGGCUGCAGCGCAAACCUUUUCACAUGUCUUAGCAUAUGUCAUUGACAGACACGUCCCGAAAAGAACUCACCACAAAGUGUCUCACCCUCCCUGGCAGACGAGAGAGCUACGUAGGUUGAAGUCAAUCAAGAGAGCAGCAUUGUGAAGAUUUACGAAGUAUCGCACGCUUCCUCUGAAACUACAUUAUGUGAGGCUGAAUCACAUGUACCAGCGAGUCAGUCGUGAAUGCUUUUCAAGUUUCCAACGAGGCAUCCAGCGCAAAC
Messenger RNA from Ochlerotatus camptorhynchus, 2615 nucleotides. RefSeq lists its product as uncharacterized. Gene Ontology annotation, cellular component: extracellular matrix. Lineage: Eukaryota; Metazoa; Arthropoda; Insecta; Diptera; Culicidae. Gene Ontology annotation, biological process: larval heart development; cell adhesion involved in heart morphogenesis. The record is from RefSeq and is a predicted model, not a curated record. Bases 1043 to 2497 code for a protein of 484 amino acids. The transcript is spliced from 2 exons.